UGCCGUUGCUGGAACAAUAUGAAAACAUUAUUGCGGACAUGUUCCAUAGUGGACAAAGUCAGCGAUAUAUCGCACUUUUCUAGCUAUUGGCGAGGAUGCUCAAGUAGAAGCGUCAGAAGAUGUUUUGCAGAGCACAACCUGAAGCUACUUAACCGCUUAAACGCCAAGCAUACAUAACUGCUGGUAACCAUGAGUUACCAGUUCCAUUCGAAGGCAGCAACACAUCGGACGUUCUAAAAAUGGCCACGGGGAGAGCGUCACUAAAUUUCCCACAACUCUUCUUCUUCUGUCUGCAUUACCUGCCAGAAUGUGUUGGUCUGUGUAAAGGUCUGCACAGGUUCGCACCAUCAUGUGUGCUGAGGCUGAAGCAUGCAAGUACGAAUGAGGCUGCCCCCUGCUCCACAUUGUCCCCAUUUCCAUCACCAGCUUCCUGCGUUCUGCAUCCUUCUGCAGGGGACUCAUCAGUGCAGCUGGGGCUGUGACAGCAGCUUCAGCAUCAUUGCCUCAGCCGUCUCUGCAGCAUCCUCGAAAGCAUCCAUUUCUCACCAGCAUACCAGCACCUCUGAGUUGCACACACCCUCCCUCUUUCUCAGAUCUCUCUCCUCCAGCAUCCUUGUGUCGUACAAGACAGCAGCCAGGCAGUCACAUCCUGGGCUAGUUUACCCUGCUGCAUCUCCCUCUUCCCUUUUGCUCGGCUGUGCUUGCCACCGCAACAGUCCCCCUCUCCCGUCCUCUUCACCAUCAUCCACUCUCCGAAGCACCGUUGAGCAAAAAGCAGGCAAGCUGUCUCAUUUUCCUGCAAAAGUGUCUGUUGGCUGGGCAGCUGGUCUUCCACUGUCCCUUUGGAGGAUGAUCCUGUGGAUGAAGACGGAGGAGAUGGCCGUGGGGGAGCUGCUGGAGAGACUAAGGACAGUCACUCGAGGCAUAGAUGAGAUCAUGCAGCUGGAAAGCAGUCCCAUCCGUGCUGCUGACAUCACCGCUGACCUUAAGAAGCAGUUUGCCUUCCUCUCAGGAGGCAGAGGAGAUAAUGGCAGCCCCGUCAUUGUGUUCCCAGAAUUCCCUUCGUUUGGAGAGAUCACGAACGGAGAGUUUCACAACGUGCUGACCUACCUGACAAGUGUGCCCAGUUUGUCUUCGACGGGCGUGGGUUUCAUCCUGGUCAUCGAUCGCCGGCAAGACCGAUGGGCGGCCGUCAAGGGGACCCUGCUUCGUAUCGCAGGCUCCUUCCCAGGGAACCUCCAGCUGGUUCUGGUUCUGAGGCCCACCACCCUCCUGCAGCGUACACUCUCUGACAUCCUCUUCAAGUUCAACAAGGAUGAGUUCAAGAUGAAGGUGCCGGUGAUAAUGCUGAGCUCAAUAACUGAGCUGCACUCCUACAUCGACCGCUCCCAGCUGACCCUGGAACUCGGAGGAACGCAGGAGUACUGCCAUGAGAAGUGGAUCUCUCACCGCACCGCUAUCGAAGGCUUUGCAUUGAUGGUGAAGAAAACAGCACAGAUCCUGCAGUCGUUUGGGACUGAGCUGGCUGAAACUGAACUCCCCAAUGAAAUCCAGGCCACAACCCUCCUGCUGAGCACACACACCAUCAAGAAAGACAAAAUGAAGGAGGAUCUGCUGGUGGCUCUGGGUCAGGGCAGCAGGCUGCUGGAGAGCAUCAAUGAGCCUGUGGUGCGAGACCCCGACCACAACAUGAACCAGGAUGAACUGGAGAACCUGGCUACAGUGCAAAGACUGUUGUCUCAGCUGGACGAGACAGAAAGGGCUUUCGACGAGUUCUGGGUGAGGCAUCAAACCAAACUGGAGCAGUGUCUCCAACUGCGGCACUUUGAGCACAACUACAGAGAGGUGAGGGCUCUGCUGGAUCAGGUGUCUGAGAAACUUGCAACCUUCUCUGAGGUGGGGAUCAGCCCGGCCCACGCCGACCAUAUCUUCUGUGAACUCACCAGCUAUGAGGAGAGAGUCUGUGAGGUGCUGGACAGAGCCUCGUCGUUGGCCUGUGAGGGCGAUGAGCUGAUCCAGAACUCGCACUAUGCCGAGGACUCAAUUCAGCCCAAAUGCAGCGAGCUCAGAGCAAUCAAUGAGAAUGUGAGCAGCAACCUGCGGGCCAAGAAGGACCACCUCCUCAGAGCCAUGGAGCUGCACCGCAGUUUGGAGAGAGCUUCUAAGUGGGUUGAUGAGGGUAUAUACAUGCUGGCGUCUCAGCCAGUAGACAAGUGUCAAUCACAUGAGGGGGCGGAGUUAGCCCUGAAGGAGCUGGAGCGUUACCUGGACAACGCAGGCCAGAACCAGCUGACGGACCUCGGUACCAUCUGGACAGAAUUUGACGGGGUGCUCAACCAGCCUUUUAGAGACCAAGUGGAGAAGGUUUUCCAGAAGCAGAUGUCCAUGCAGGAGAUGUUUGACAAGAGGAGGGUCAGCCUGAAGAAGCUCGCAGCCAAACAGACCAGGCCGGUGCAGCCGGUGGCCCCCAGACCCGAAGCCUUCAUCAAAUCCCCGCUCAGCUCGCCCGCACACAGAGCCCAGCAGGAGAAACAGUGCUCAGAGACCGACUCUGGGACCAACUGUGAGAAAGAAAACGGCCAACUGCAGAACGGAGACAGCGACGGCAGACAUGCCUCUCUGUCAGAGGAGGAGGAGAACCUGGCGGUGCUCAGGAGGCACGUGAUGAACGAGCUGCUGGAAACCGAGAGAGCCUACGUGGAGGAGCUGCUCUGUGUGUUACAGGGAUAUGCCUCUGAGAUGGAUAAUGCCGCCAUGGCUCACCUCAUGCCCGCUCCUCUGCAGAACAAAAAGGACGUUCUGUUUGGCAACAUGACAGAAAUCUACCACUUCCACAAGAGGACGUUCCUGAGGGAGCUGGAGCAGUACACCGACUGCCCAGAGUUGGUUGGAAGGUGUUUUAUCGAGAGGAUGACAGACCUGCAGAUCUAUGAGAAGUACUGUCACAACAAGCCUCGCUCUGAAAGCCUUUGGAGGCAGUGCUCAGACUGCGCCUUCUUCCAGGAGUGUCAGAAGAAGCUGGAGCAUAAACUGGGAUUAGAUUCAUACCUCCUGAAGCCUGUUCAAAGGAUUACCAAAUAUCAGCUGCUACUGAAGGAAAUGCUGAAGUACAGCAAGAGCUGUGAAGGUGCUGAUGACCUGCAGGAGGCGCUCACCUCCAUCCUCGGCAUCCUCAAGGCAGUCAAUGACUCCAUGCACCUCAUCGCCAUUACAGGAUAUGAGGGUAAUAUGACUGAGCUGGGCAAGCUGCUGAUGCAGGGGUCAUUCAGCGUGUGGACGGAGCACAAGAAAGGUCACGCCAAGGUUAAGGAUCUGGCCCGAUUCAAGCCGAUGCAGAGGCACCUCUUCCUCCACCAGAAGGCGCUGCUCUUCUGCAAGAGGAGGGAGGAGAACGGGGAAGGCUAUGAGAAAGCUCCCUCGUACAGCUUCAAACAAUCUCUUAAUAUGAGUGUUGUCGGCAUUACUGAGAAUGCAAAGGGAGACAAUAAGAAGUUUGAAAUCUGGUGCAACUCUCGAGAAGAGGUCUAUAUUGUUCAGGCGCCGACCGCUGAGGUAAAAAACACCUGGUUAAAUGAGAUCAGGAAGGUUCUCACAACCCAGCUGGAAGCGUGCAGAGCCAGCCAGCAGAGGGCACCAGAUCAGGUUUUCCAGUUUCCUCCGGCGCCCAGUGGAACAGCAAGUCUCAGUCCAUUCAAGUCCGGUCAGAAGAGCUUUAAGAGAGGAGAGGAGAAGAAAGCUGAGCCCUGCUGCCCUGAGGCCAACUGCUCUUCUUCACCAAAGCCAACAGGAAAAGAUGAGGCUGUGACAAGCCCCACCUCAGACAGAGCUGCUGUGGCUAAAAAGCGCUUUACUUUACAGGGCUUCAGUAACCUCAAAGCUCAGAAAGGUUCUCCCACGAGCCCCGAUCACAAGACGAAGCGCCAGAGCGACCCCACACCGUUCGGCUUCAAAGAUGCAGGUCCUCCCCCCCUCCACAUGAGCAGGGCCAGGUGGUUCAGCACCUCUAGUCUCUUACAGACAAAGUGGAGAGGCUGGAACAAGGCCUCCCUGUCGCUGGAUGCCUCAGAGGAGCACGACGGCUAUUCGAGUGCUGAAGACGCUCUUAACUCUGACCCAGAGGAAGACAACGGCAAGAAGCUGAGCGCCGGCAAAUACACAGUGAUGGCUGACUUUGAGAAUGACGGCGCUGAAGAGCUCUCAGUGAAGAGCGGAGAGAUGGUGCAGCUGGUGAAGGAGGGCGACGACGGACAGUGGUUGGUGCGUAACCUGAGCAGCUCUAAAGAGGCCUGGAUCACAGCCGCUAAUCUCAUCACGCUCAUUGGAAAGUCCAAGUCUUGCCACUCACUUACCAGCUCAGAAGGCAGCGGCUCUGGAAACCUCAGCACAUCGUCCAGCUGCAGCGAAACCUACACGAGCUUCUCCGACAUCAAACCCUGAACUCCUCGGCACCUCCUCCGUCACCAAACUGCCCUCGCGAGUGCUUGCAUCUGUGCUGUGUUGCCAACAUUGGUACUCCUUAAGAAUUUUGUCAUUUCUCCACAGAAAGCUGGAUUUUUUUAUUCUUUUUUUUAUCAUGCACAUACACCAAUUAUUCAGAUAAUAUGUUCUACAUGUGCGGGGAAGAUACUGAACAGAUGACCGAACGUGAAGUGGUCUUGGAGAGGAUCCCUGGGCUUGUGAUGUAAGAGAUGUAUGAAUGGAGCAGCGGGACUGAUCUCAGUUAAUGCAUCUUUGUGUUCACAUUAAAAGAGGAAAAGAAGAGUGAUUAUUAUUUUUAUUAUUAUAAUUCCACUGUUCACUGUCACUGUAAAUAGAAGUGAGGGUCUUAACACCCUGUUCCUCUGCUGUUCCCUUUCACAUGGGUGUAUUUAUUUUUAAGAAACAAAAAAAGCCCUAAUAUAUUUAGUCACUUUUUAAUUGUCUUCUUUUCCUUCUGUCGUCAUUAGAAACAUGUUCUGCCAUCAGCUGCCCAGACUUUGUGUUUGAGCUCUUUUAGUUUUUUUCCCGGGGUCUCUGACGGCCUCAUGGUCUAACUCUGUGAGUUUUCAUGUACGCUACAGUUUAAAAACAAAAACAGCUUCUCCAUGUGAAUAAUCAGAGGUCACUGUAUGACGCUAACUUAUUCCCUGUGGAGGGAUCGUGUUCUGAAUGUAGAUAUUGUUCAUUAAUAUCCGUCUGUCAUGAAAUGUUUGUUAUUUGAGAUGCUAUAUUGUACAUGAAGUAUGGUGAAGUCACUACUGUGUGACUUGUCUAAUUUGUUUUUUACAUAAACGACUUGUUAUAAUUCAGU
Molecule: messenger RNA, 5290 nt
Organism: Cottoperca gobio
Lineage: Eukaryota; Metazoa; Chordata; Actinopteri; Perciformes; Bovichtidae
Gene: mcf2lb
Product: mcf.2 cell line derived transforming sequence-like b
Exons: 36
Coding region: 370-4437 (1355 amino acids)
Biological process (GO): positive regulation of Rho protein signal transduction; intracellular signal transduction
Cellular component (GO): cytoplasm
Molecular function (GO): protein binding; guanyl-nucleotide exchange factor activity
Source: RefSeq, a predicted model, not a curated record